Hevea brasiliensis (rubber tree) is the source of this 1358-nucleotide messenger RNA. Its product is annotated as metacaspase-1-like. The transcript is spliced from 5 exons. Gene Ontology annotation, biological process: proteolysis. Gene Ontology annotation, molecular function: cysteine-type endopeptidase activity. Lineage: Eukaryota; Viridiplantae; Streptophyta; Magnoliopsida; Malpighiales; Euphorbiaceae. The record is from RefSeq and is a predicted model, not a curated record. The coding region runs from base 97 to 1188 and encodes 363 amino acids.
AGAAUAAUUCGAUCGCAGGCCUUAAGUCAGUAUGAGCAAAAUAAAAAUGCACCUUUCUUUGUAUUGAAUGAGAAGGAAUACAAGUAAACUAAACAAAUGCUGGGCGCUUUCGGAUUCAGGAGCACUAAAUGGAAGCGGUUAAGCCUGAACACGAAUGUUACAGCAAUUCAGCACCCACCGUUCGAUGAAAUUAGUCCAAUUUCAUGGUAUAGCAGCGUUAGAGAAGAAGAUAGAGGUAGCCUUAUCGGAAAUAUUGCUCCCAACUCCAAAGAUAAGACGCUUGCCAGUGACAGUGAUAGGGAGAAAUCCAAGUUGAAUAGUCACUCAACGACGUCAACAAAAGUUGCAGAGAGUUUGAGACCAAGACAACGUGCACUGCUUGUCGGGGUGACUUACAAGAACUGCAGGUACAAGCUUAAGGGAACUACGAAUGAUGUCAAGAAUAUGAGAAAUUUUUUGAUCGAUAGCUUCAGUUUCAAUCCACAGAACAUCCUCGUUCUCACAGAAGAUGAGACAGAACCAGAUCUAAUUCCUACAAAGAAAAACAUCUUGAUAUCCUUAAAAUGGCUUGUAAAGGAUUGCCGGGCUGGUGACUCACUAGUGUUUUAUUAUUCCGGCCAUGGCUUGCGACAACCGGAUUUCGAUUCAUAUAAUGAUGGGUUUGAUGAAACUAUUUGUCCAGUUGAUUUCUUAACAGAAGGGAUGAUUCUUGAUUAUGAUAUUAAUUCCGCCAUUGUUCGGCCGCUUCCAAAAGAUGUCACCCUUCAUGCUAUUGUUGAUGCUUGUUACUGCGGAACCAUCCUCGAUCUUCCGUAUGUGUACGACAGACAAACGAAAGCAUGGGAAGACAAUUACGCUCCAAGUGGUGCCAGGAAACAGACAAACGGUGGGUUAGCAAUUUCUAUCUGUCGCUGUGUAGAUGAUCAAAUGCUUGCUGAUACCUCAGCAUUCAAUACAAAGGCAAUGAACGGAGUAAUGACCUACAAUUUGAUAGACAUUAAUCUGAGGUACCCAGGAGUAACAUAUGGUGACAUGCUUGACUUGAUGCAUGGAAGCAUUGAGGAAGCCAACCAAAAUGGAUGCCUUACCAGCAGGCUCUUAAGAACCUCUUGUCAAAAACCAAUACCGAAGCCUGUGCUUUCAUCUUCCGAAACCUUUGAUGUUUACGGGAAAAACUUCAUUUUGUAACUAUUAGAGUCCAAGUUGAGUUGGAAUUAGGAUAUUAAAUAAAAUAGAAAGUUUAGUAAAAUUUAAAUUAUGAAAUUUAAUAAUUAGAGUUUCAAAAGAACUAGAUUUUAGUUGUUUAAAUAUAUGAUUAGUUGAUUAGCUAUUAUAUAGUAGAGAGUUCACAAAGUAGA